AUGUCUGGCACCGCGACAGCUCCCCCGACUUCGACAGGGAGCGUGAAGCUCGAUGCAAUCAAGCAGAAGGCUGAGGCAGCAGCGACACCCAAGAAGCUCAGCGGCGUCGACCUGUACUCGCGCUUCGCCUUCGCCGGCGCUGUCUGCUGCUCCGUGACUCACGGCGCAUUGACACCGGUCGAUGUCGUCAAGACCCGUAUCCAGCUCGAUCCUGUCACCUACAACCGCGGCCUCAUUGGCGGCUUCAGGCAGGUGAUCCAGAAUGAGGGUGCCGGCGCGCUCCUUACCGGCAUCGGCCCGACCUUCGCAGGCUACUUCCUUCAAGGCGCCUUCAAGUUCGGCGGCUACGAGUUCUUCAAGCAGCAAUCCAUUAGCCUUUUCGGCUACGAGAAUGCCUCCAAAUACCGCACCGCCGUCUAUCUCGGAUCCUCCGCAUGCGCAGAGUUCUUCGCUGACAUCGCUCUCUGCCCGCUUGAGGCGACGCGUAUUCGUCUUGUGUCCGACCCGGGUUUCGCGAACGGUCUCAUUGGUGGGUUCAGCAAGAUUUUGAGAACAGAGGGUGUUGGUGCAUUCUACAGCGGUUUUGGCCCGAUCCUGUUCAAGCAGAUCCCGUACACCAUGGCCAAAUUCGUCGUCUACGAAAAGGUUGCCGAAUACGCGUACGCCAACUUCUUCGACAAGUCCAAGACGAGCGCCGGCAUGAACACCGUCAUCAACCUCGGCUCCGGUCUCAUUGCCGGUUUCGCCGCCGCCAUCAUCUCGCAACCCGCCGACACCAUGUUGAGCAAGAUCAACAAGACCAAGGGUCUUCCGGGAGAGAGCACGACGAGCAGGCUGAUCAAGAUUGCGCGUGAGCUCGGCUUGAGGGGCAGCUUCAGCGGCAUCGGCGCCAGAUUGUUCAUGGUUGGCACACUUACCGCUGGUCAAUUCGCCAUCUACGGUGACAUCAAGCGCGCCAUCGGCGCUGUUGGUGGUGUUGAGAUCGCCAAGUAA
Baudoinia panamericana UAMH 10762 is the source of this 993-nucleotide messenger RNA. RefSeq lists its product as uncharacterized. Gene Ontology annotation, biological process: mitochondrial phosphate ion transmembrane transport. Gene Ontology annotation, cellular component: mitochondrial inner membrane. NCBI's taxonomy places the organism in Eukaryota, Fungi, Ascomycota, Dothideomycetes, Mycosphaerellales, Teratosphaeriaceae. Gene Ontology annotation, molecular function: phosphate transmembrane transporter activity. The record is from RefSeq and is a predicted model, not a curated record. The coding region runs from base 1 to 993 and encodes 330 amino acids. The transcript is spliced from 4 exons.